Pan troglodytes (chimpanzee) is the source of this 2192-nucleotide messenger RNA. RefSeq names its product leucine rich glioma inactivated 1 (gene LGI1). Lineage: Eukaryota; Metazoa; Chordata; Mammalia; Primates; Hominidae. The record is from RefSeq and is a predicted model, not a curated record. Bases 312 to 1841 code for a protein of 509 amino acids. The transcript has 6 exons. Gene Ontology annotation, molecular function: protein binding.
GUGACAUCACUUCACUUUGCCUUCGAAGGCUGGUCUGUGCUCAGUGUUUUCGUGGUGAUGCAAGUCGGCUCUCUCCUCCAGCAGUUGGAUCCCUCCCAUCUCACAGUACCUCACAGGUCUCUUCCCCCGAGCAGUGCAUUGCUGGAGCGAGGAGAAGCUCACGAAUCAGCUGCAGGUCUCUGUUUUGAAAAAGCAGAGAUACAGAGGCAGAGGAAAAGGGUGGACUGCUAUGUGACCUGUUCUUAGAGCAAGACAAUCACCAUCUGAAUUCCAGAAGCCCUGUUCAUGGUUGGGGAUAUUUUCUCGACUGCAUGGAAUCAGAAAGAAGCAAAAGGAUGGGAAAUGCCUGCAUUCCCCUGAAAAGAAUUGCUUAUUUCCUAUGUCUCUUAUCUGCGCUUUUGCUGACUGAGGGGAAGAAACCAGCGAAGCCAAAAUGCCCUGCCGUGUGUACUUGUACCAAAGAUAAUGCUUUAUGUGAGAAUGCCAGAUCCAUUCCACGCACCGUUCCUCCUGAUGUUAUCUCAUUAUCCUUUGUGAGAUCUGGUUUUACUGAAAUCUCAGAAGGGAGUUUUUUAUUCACACCAUCGCUGCAGCUCUUGAGCCUUGCAAACAACAAUCUCCAGACACUCCCAAAAGAUAUUUUCAAAGGCCUGGAUUCUUUAACAAAUGUGGACCUGAGGGGUAAUUCAUUUAAUUGUGACUGUAAACUGAAAUGGCUAGUGGAAUGGCUUGGCCACACCAAUGCAACUGUUGAAGACAUCUACUGCGAAGGCCCCCCAGAAUACAAGAAGCGCAAAAUCAAUAGUCUCUCCUCGAAGGAUUUCGAUUGCAUCAUUACAGAAUUUGCAAAGUCUCAAGACCUGCCUUAUCAAUCAUUGUCCAUAGACACUUUUUCUUAUUUGAAUGAUGAGUAUGUAGUCAUCGCUCAGCCUUUUACUGGAAAAUGCAUUUUCCUUGAAUGGGACCAUGUGGAAAAGACCUUCCGGAAUUAUGACAACAUUACAGGCACAUCCACUGUAGUAUGCAAGCCUAUAGUCAUUGAAACUCAGCUCUAUGUUAUUGUGGCCCAGCUGUUUGGUGGCUCUCACAUCUAUAAGCGAGACAGUUUUGCAAAUAAAUUCAUAAAAAUCCAGGAUAUUGAAAUUCUCAAAAUCCGAAAACCCAAUGACAUUGAAACAUUCAAGAUUGAAAACAACUGGUACUUUGUUGUUGCUGACAGUUCAAAAGCUGGUUUUACUACCAUUUACAAAUGGAACGGAAACGGAUUCUACUCCCAUCAAUCCUUACACGCGUGGUACAGGGACACUGAUGUGGAAUAUCUAGAAAUAGUCAGAACACCUCAGACACUCAGAACGCCUCAUUUAAUUCUGUCUAGUAGUUCCCAGCGUCCUGUAAUUUAUCAGUGGAACAAAGCAACACAAUCAUUCACUAACCAAACUGACAUUCCUAACAUGGAGGAUGUGUACGCAGUGAAGCACUUCUCAGUGAAAGGGGACGUGUACAUUUGCUUGACAAGAUUCAUUGGUGAUUCCAAAGUCAUGAAAUGGGGAGGCUCCUCGUUCCAGGAUAUUCAGAGGAUGCCAUCGCGAGGAUCCAUGGUGUUCCAGCCUCUUCAAAUAAAUAAUUACCAAUAUGCAAUUCUUGGAAGUGAUUACUCCUUUACUCAAGUGUAUAACUGGGAUGCAGAGAAAGCCAAAUUUGUGAAAUUUCAGGAAUUAAAUGUUCAGGCACCAAGAUCAUUCACACAUGUGUCCAUUAAUAAGCGUAAUUUUCUUUUUGCUUCCAGUUUUAAGGGAAAUACACAGAUUUACAAACAUGUCAUAGUUGACUUAAGCGCAUGAGACACCAAAUUCUGUGGCUGCCAUCAGAAAUUUUCUACAGUACAUGACCCGGAUGAACUCAAUGCAUGAUGACUCUUCUUAUCACACUUGCAAAUGAAUGCCUUUCAAACAUUGAGACUGCUAGAACCAAGCACUACCAGUAUCUCCAUCCUUAACUGUCCAGUCCAGUGAUGUGGGAAGUUACCUUUUAUAAGACAAAAUUUAAUUGUGUAACUGUUCUUUGCAGUGAAGAUGUGUAAAUAAGCGUUUAAUGGUAUCUGUUACUCCAAAAAGAAAUAAUAUGUACUUUUCCAUUUAUUUAUUCAUGUGUUCAGAAACAACUGCCAAAUAAAAUGUUUACAUUUUCUUUCA